Messenger RNA from Bufo bufo (common toad), 2614 nucleotides. RefSeq names its product F-box protein 32 (gene FBXO32). Lineage: Eukaryota; Metazoa; Chordata; Amphibia; Anura; Bufonidae. The transcript has 9 exons. Gene Ontology annotation, molecular function: protein binding. The coding region runs from base 231 to 1304 and encodes 357 amino acids. Gene Ontology annotation, biological process: protein ubiquitination. Gene Ontology annotation, cellular component: cytoplasm; SCF ubiquitin ligase complex; nucleus. The record is from RefSeq and is a predicted model, not a curated record.
CGAAGCUGCAGCUGUUGCUCUCAGGAUGCAGCCUACGGAUUGAGUUUCCAAUUUUGCAAUAACAAAGCUGAGGUAUAAACAAAGCCACAUGUCAGAGUCGGAGGCCGGGCCCGGGACUUCCGGCAACAAAGCCUGCCCUAUAAAUAGCAUAGAAGAGGCUGGGAACAGCAGAGAGAACAGCGCCAGCGCAGCAGAGAUACCCAGGACAAUAGCGCCCAGCACACAGGACCAUGCCUUUCCUAGGACAGGACUGGAGGUCUCCCGGCCAGAACUGGGUGAAGACUGACGACGGCUGGAAACGCUUCCUGGAGGAACACAGCAACUUUGUCAGUGACAUCAACAGCUAUUGCCAUGUGGAGAACUACGUGGAGAACAAUAAGGAGAACCUCAUUACUAACCUCAACUACGACAGCGCCGCCAAGAAGAGAAAGAAGGACCUCCUCAACAACAAUACAAAGACACGAUAUUUCUACCAAGAGAAGUGGAUCUAUGUGCACAAAGGAAGCACCAAAGAGCGUCAUGGGUACUGCACUCUGGGUGAAGCUUUCAACCGCUUGGAUUUCUCCACUGCCAUCUUGGAUUCCCGGAGCUUCAAUUACGUAGUACGACUCUUAGAACUGAUUGCUAAGUCGCAGCUGACGUCCCUGAGCGGCAUCGCCCAGAAGAAUUACAUGAACAUACUGGAGAAGGUGGUGCUGAAAGUUCUUGAAGAUCAGCAGAACAUUCGUCUUAUCAAGGAAUUGCUGCAGACCCUGUACACGUCCCUGUGCACACUGGUGCAGGGGGUGGGCAACACUGUCCUGGUGGGCAACAUUAACUUCUGGGUUCACAGAAUGGAGGCCAUCCUGGACUGGCAGCAGCAGCUCAACAACAUCCAGAUCACCCGGCCCGCGGGUAAAGGAAUGACCUUAACAGAUCUGCCCUUGUGUCUGCAACUGAACAUCAUGCAGAGGUUGGCGGACGGCAGGGAUAUCGUGUGCCUGGGCCAAGUGUCCUCCGAGCUGCAGGUUCUCAGCGAGGACCGUCUGUUGUGGAAAAAGCUCUGUCAUUAUCACUUCACCGAGCGGCAGAUACGCAAGAGGCUCAUCAUGUCAGAUAAGGGGCAUCUUGAUUGGAAGAAGAUGUACUUCAAACUGGUCCGGUGUUACCCCAGAAGAGAGCAGUAUGGGGACACGCUGCAGUUCUGCCGUCACUGUCACAUCUUGUCCUGGAAGGGAACAGAGCACCCCUGCACUGCAAACAACCCAGAGAGCUGCCUGGUUUCCCUGUCACCACAAGAUUUCAUCAAUUUGUUCCGAUUCUGAACCUACUGACCGGGACUUACCAGACUGAACUCCUCGGGGGCUGAGCUUAAGCUGUACAUAGUGUAAAUAUGACACUGAUCGCUGCCUCUGGAAAUGGCGACAUUUAGCGUAAGAGCAUGUGUGUGAAGAAAAGAAGAACCUGGCAGAUCUGGAUCCAAGAAACUGAAUUGGAGGGGCUUCUCUUUAUAUAAAGUGCCCCAGUGAAUGUGGACCCCCAUGAAUGAGGUCAUAACUGAACCAUUAUGGGAUCUACUCCAAAUGGUCCGUUUUUUUUUUACUGUAAUCUACUAGAACCCCCAUCCAGAGAAUUUUUACACUACAGAUAUUUCUACCUCUUCUUCUCCUUGAAUCAACAUAACUCACCCCUCUUAGAAAGGACCGAGCGCUCAGGUGUGAACAGGUGACCAACAAGAGACAUUUCAAAGAAACGUCGCUGGAAAGAAAUUUGGACUUUGCGUCGCCUGUUGUAUUUGUUGCGUGGUUGCUCUCACACUACGUUCUGUGGUUUGGACUGUUGCAUAGCGUUGUAGUGGUAUGCAUUUCCUCGGUGUCUUAACCUAUUUAAAGGGGAAGCUUUGAUUUCCAUAAAGAAGAGUUAUAGAGCACUUUUUUUUAGCACAAAUAGUAUGUAUGUGUUCACACAAGAUGCACUUUUUUACUUUUUUAUAUUGGUUUGUCUGUAAGCACAGGAUAGCAGGUUUAUGUAUAUACAGUAUUUGGAAGGGUUAAAGUUAGGAUGGUUUAACAAAAUGGUCAAUAAUCCACUUUACCAGGGGGGAUUAUCAGUAAAUAGAUAUAGCAGAGGUCCUAUGGCUGAAGGUUGGGUGAGGCCGGGGGUCUGGGGGCUUCAUCCAAGCUUUUCAUUGAUGCAACGACAAGAUAAUGCAAUGGUGUAAUACACCAGACAUUACUAUAAUAUAUAUAUAUAUAUAUAUAUAGAUUAUGUACAAAGCAACUCCAUCUAGUGGUUGGUUGUGAAUCCAGGUAUAGCUUUUGUUCCGGGGCCCAGAGACUCUAGGUUAUGGCUUUGCCCUUGGUCACCCCCAGUCUAAGACAUGUUGGGGCUCUUUGUUUCCUGCAUGUCAUAGUCAUGAGUAUGGUGUGACCUGAGUUCUUCCUCUAGACACCUUCAAUAAUGGUCUCAUUGUAGAUCAGAUUACAGUUCUUCAGGACUCUAGGAGUAGGCAGCGUCCAGACAUUACUGGGGGUGGCUUAUCUUCCAGGAGAACAAAAGGAUCGGCAUUACAAUUCAACAUGCACCGGACAGGGAAGAGUCAGGAGCUCCCUCGACACAUUAGAUCAUCAGCCAG